AUGGGUAAACCGAACGAUGAAGCAGAAAUGGGAAUCAUUCCGCGCUUGUGCAAUCACCUCUUCCAAAGGAUUCACGAAAAUGCAGACCCAAAUCUCAAAUUUUCUGUGGAGCAAUAUUCUUUUUUAACAGAAUGCAUGCCGCUUAGAAAACAACGACUGUACACUCAGGUAUCAUAUAUGGAAAUCUACUGUGAAAGGGUCAGGGAUUUGUUGAAUCCAUCAACCGGCGGAAAUCUUCGUGUACGCGAACAUCCCCUUCUUGGUCCGUAUGUUGAUGAUCUUACCAAAUUGGCAGUGUGUUCAUAUCAAGACAUUUGUGACUUAAUGGACGAAGGUAAUAAGGCGAGGUAA
Gongylonema pulchrum is the source of this 351-nucleotide messenger RNA. The record is from the annotation of a GenBank genome assembly. NCBI's taxonomy places the organism in Eukaryota, Metazoa, Nematoda, Chromadorea, Rhabditida, Gongylonematidae.